Apus apus (common swift) is the source of this 1506-nucleotide messenger RNA. RefSeq names its product neuraminidase 4 (gene NEU4). Gene Ontology annotation, biological process: ganglioside catabolic process; oligosaccharide catabolic process. Bases 1 to 1506 code for a protein of 501 amino acids. Gene Ontology annotation, molecular function: exo-alpha-sialidase activity. The record is from RefSeq and is a predicted model, not a curated record. The transcript is spliced from 3 exons. Gene Ontology annotation, cellular component: membrane; lysosome; cytoplasm. NCBI's taxonomy places the organism in Eukaryota, Metazoa, Chordata, Aves, Apodiformes, Apodidae.
AUGGGUUCCCGGCACUUCCCGGCCCGCACGGUGCUGUUUGAGAAGGAGUCCAACGGGGUCACCUACCGAGUGCCCGCCCUGCUCUACCUGCCCUGCGUGGCCAAGCUGCUGGCCUUCGCCGAGGAGCGCCUCAGCGCCGACGACGCCCACGCCAACCUGCUGGUGCUGCGCCGCGGCAGCCUCUACGGCUCCUACGUGGAGUGGGAAGCCAUGCGUGUGCUGCAGACAGCCGUGCUGCAGCACCACCGCUCCAUGAACCCCUGCCCGCUCUACGACGAGUUCACCGGCACCCUCUUCCUUUUCUUCAUCACGGUGCUGGGCAGGACACCUGAAGCCUACCAGAUCGUCACCGGCCAAAACGUCACCCGCCUCUGCUGUGUCACCAGCACCGACCAGGGCCUGAGCUGGAGCACGGCCACAGACCUGACACAGCAGGUCAUUGGUGGGACCAUCAAAGAGUGGGCAACCUUCGCUCUGGGCCCCGGGCACGGGAUCCAGCUGCGCUCGGGGCGGCUGCUGGUGCCUGCCUACAGCUACCACAUCGACUGCAAGGAGUGCUUCGGGCAGCUCUGCAAGACCACCCCCCACUCCUUCGCCUUCUACAGCGACGACCACGGCCGGGCCUGGCGCUUCGGGGAGUUCAUCCCCAACCUGCAGACGGGAGAGUGCCAGCUGGUCUCGGUGGACGAAGAGGAUGGGGCCAACGUCCUCUACUGCAACGCCCGCAGCCCCUUGGGCUUCAGGGUGCAGGCACUCAGCACGGACGACGGGGCGGUUUUCCACGGGGGGCAGCUGGUCCAGCGGCUGGUGGAACCCCCCCACGGCUGUCACGGCAGCGUGGUUGGGUUCCCUGCGCCUUUCGUGUACCUCCCCGCUGCCCCCCGAGACCCUGUGGUGUCCCUCCGGGGCUCGGCCCACCAGCUGCUCCCGGGGGUGCUGCCGAGGGGUCGCUCCCUGCCCACCCAGCAGGCAGGGGGUGAUGAGCUGCUGGCUGUGGCCACCAGCAGCCACAAGCCAGCCAAGCCCAAGGAGGCCUCUCUUAGCCCAGGGCAUCUCAGCCCUGCCAACGCUGCCACUUCGGUCCAAGGGGCCGCCACGAGCCCCCCAGACCCCGCUCCCUUCUUCCAAGCACCGACCUGGAUCCUCUACUCCCACCCCACCAGCUCCAUGUCCCGGGUCAACAUGGGGGUUCACCUCAGCACCUUCCCCAGGGAUGCGGAGAGCUGGACCGAGCCCUGGGUCAUCUACGAGGGCCCAAGUGCUUACUCAGACCUGGCUUACAUCCAGCUGCCCUACGACGAGGCCGCCAUCUCCGGGGGCCCAGCCGUGGCCUUCGCCUGCCUCUACGAGAACGGGACGCGCUCGCCCUACGAGCAGAUCUCCUUCAGCAUGUUCACGCUCUACGACGUUCUCCAGAACAUCCCCCUGACAGCCACGGCUCCCCGGGGGGCUGCUGGCCCCCUGUGCCACAGGAAGAAGGGACGAAGGGCUUGUCUCAUCUCCUAA